AUGACGUCACACGGCAGUACAAGAGCGAUACUUGAAGGCUUGCUUCGCAGUCUAGUGAGAAUCUCUCAGCGAAUGUUGUCACUUAAGCGAGUUUGCAGAGAGGUAACGCUAGAGGAAACCUACGUACGAAAGUCUGCAGACAGAAACACACCGCGUACACAGUCUACUCAAACAAUAACAGUCUGUCUGACCACAUUUGGCAACAUGAUGUCCACAGCAUCUGUUUCUGUGCCUAAGGGCAGUGUAGAUGAGACAGGAGAUGUGGCUUCAUGGCUGUAUACGAUCAGCUUCUGCAACGAUUUCUGUGACUGGGUCGACAAAGAGUGGAGCAUCGAUUCACUGACAGCUGACAUACAGCCUUUCGAGUCAACAAGGGCUUCAGCAGUAGAGAGCGCGCAGCCUUCUCCUAAAGAUACUGUGAAGAAAAGCCCAACAGAAAUUCAUACACAAAGCAGCAGGAGGAGCAGAUUCUAUGCGUUCUUCAAGAGAGCAUGGAAGGCCAUAAAGCAUCUGUUCCUUUGCUGCAGACGAACAAGAGUGGAGUCUCCCACGCCACAGUUGAACCCACAUCAGUCUGAUCCUAAGCCGUCAUCUGUCCCAAGUCUCUCCGAUUGGGAGCCAAAUAAUGGAUCUUUGACCACUUUCUACGAGGUGAAAAAUAUGCUGGGAUCGGGAAGCUUUGGCCGGGUGUUCAAGGGAAUCCGUAAAUCUGAUGAACAAGAGGUUGCCAUCAAAAGUCUUCACAAAAUGAAGACUGGCCAUCAUCUUUUUAUUCGUGAUUGUCCCAGACCUCUGGUUACAGAAGUGGCGAUGAUGCUAAUAUUGAGGCGUCCUCCAGUAAGCCCCUAUGUAAUAGAAAUGUAUGAGUGGUUUGAUCGGCCCAAAGUCAUCUCACUCAUUUUGGAGUACCCUCAACCAUGCAAAGUCUUGCGGGAGUUCAUCACUGAUCUUCAUAAACUGAAUGAACCGAUAGCACGUGGCUUGAUGCGCCAGUUAGUCCUGGCAGUACAGCACUGCAUAGACCACAGCGUCUUUCAUAAUGACAUUCAUGCAGACAACAUCCUGGUGAACACAUGGAGUUUGGAGCUCAAGUUGAUUGACUUUGGCUGUGCUCACCUAGUUGAUAGUAAUGGCUACAACAGCACUCAAUAUCUAGGAGCAAUAGAGUACUGCCCACCAGAGGUCUUCAAACGGCCCAAAUACCACGCCGUCCCAACAAACGUUUGGGCUCUAGGCAUUGUGCUGUAUAUGAUGAUGAAUGGACGUUUGCCAUUUGUCAGUAUACAGGAAACAGCAAAGGCCUGUCCUGAUUGGAACCCCGACUUGUCCAACGGUGAGAAAAUAGACAUUCAUAAAUGCACAUGCAAAGCCUCUGCACAACCUGUUAGAACAACAGCUAAAUGGUGUUUAACAGAAAAAAAUGGCAAAAACAACCAUAAAUGUUUACCAGUGAGAUAAAAGCCACUUUUCCACCGUCAGGCCAAACCGUUCUCUUUGCUUAACCAUUCUAUUCCAUGCCGAUCCGGCCCAGCCAGUACGGCUCUUGGGAAUGUAAUACAAAUCCAUCAGUCAUUGCCUUGGUAAUGCAAGAGUGUAAAGACAAUAUGAGAUGUAAAUAGCAACCAUGUUAGGGAGGAUGAUUAGGUAUUUCUUUUAAAUGUAUUAUUUAUUUGUUUUUACAUCGCUCAAAUAGUGUGCUAAGCAAGCUACAGAGAAACUGGCAAGCAGGCAACAGACAAGUGACCAAUCCUGAGUUGCAACAUCACACGCAUUCUACUAGCAAACUGUGCUGAGAAUUCUGGACUGAGAACGGUUUGUAAUUGUGACGUGCCAUAAAGGCUCAAGUGAAAAUAUAACUGGAAUUUUUCCUUACCGUUCUUAGAACCGUUCGACCAGACUGUGGAAAAGCGUCUAAGGAAUGAAAUUAUGACCCUAAUGUCUCCACUUACACUUAGCUUAUAUUAAUCACAUAUUUCAGAAGAUAUUUUCACAAAUGUCAGCUUUGGUGUAUUACGUGGUCUUGACUAACAUUCUCUCUCCUCCAAACUUGUACAGCAUGCCGUGAUCUGAUUAGCCAGUGUCUGAAUCGCAGUCCAGCGAAAAGGCCGACGUUAAAGCAGAUCUUACAGCACGAAUGGUUCAAUAUUCAGUGCUAGAAUGAAGGCAGGCAGGGGAUUCCAUCGAUCAUUGGGGUCAGAAGUUAAGUAGCAUAACAGAGCCAGUUGUGGCCUAAUGGUAAGAGAGUCGGACUUGUAACCCGAAGGUUGCGGGUUUGAGUUUCAGAACCGGCAGGAAAUGUAGUGGGAGUGAAUGAACAGUGCUCUCUUCCACUCUCAUUACACACAACUGAGGUUCCCUUGAGCAAGGAACCUAACCCCCAAUUGCUCCCCAGGCGCCAAGUUGUCAUGUCACUUUCAUAUUUUAAAAUUCUAAAUUAUGUUUAGGAUAAAAAAAUGCAGAUAUGUUGAAAGAGAGACUGGGUGGAGACAGACCAUUACGAGAAUACUUUUGCUUCACCAUCCAGUCUGCUGAAGAACAUUGGACUAGACAGGAAAGAAGGUGCAACAACUUAAACCCUUGCAGGCCUCUGUAGCACAGUUAAAGACUCAGGGAAGGAGACAGGAACCAGCAAACUUUUAACAUAAUUUAUUAAUUUAUUUAAUCAUAAAAUAAACAACAAAUCAAAAGUAAAGCGGCAACCCCUCAUGGAUGACUGAUGCACAAAC
Megalobrama amblycephala (Wuchang bream) is the source of this 2726-nucleotide messenger RNA. RefSeq names its product serine/threonine-protein kinase pim-2. Gene Ontology annotation, molecular function: protein serine/threonine kinase activity; ATP binding. Gene Ontology annotation, cellular component: cytoplasm. The record is from RefSeq and is a predicted model, not a curated record. Gene Ontology annotation, biological process: regulation of mitotic cell cycle; protein autophosphorylation; negative regulation of apoptotic process. Lineage: Eukaryota; Metazoa; Chordata; Actinopteri; Cypriniformes; Xenocyprididae. The coding region runs from base 1 to 1458 and encodes 485 amino acids. The transcript has 6 exons.